AUGGCAGAUGAGAUUGCUAAGGCCCGGCCGGAACUUGCGAAAGAGCUCAAUGAGGGAUUUGUUGCCGAGUACAAGUGCAUCUUCGCCAUCUCCCACAACACCCCCGAUGCUCCCUCCAUGCCUGAUGCUACGGUGCACAACGUCUACUACGACUACUGCUCGGCCAUCUCCACCACUGGCGUUCCAGGCCGAGUCUUCUGGUUCCUCUUCGUCAAGCUACCAGAGGCAAUCCGAACGCCGACUUGCCCGCGCUUUGGACAAGAAGACACGGAAAAGACCAUUGAACAGUAUGGUAGCAGAAACCCGGGGCCAACGUACACGAUCAGAGAUCUGUGGGACGCGCGGGUCAAGGCGACGAUGGUUCCAUUGGAGGAGGGAGUUCUGACGAAGUGGAGCCACGGUCAUGUCGUUCUCGUUGGGGAUUGCAUCCACAAACAGGCCACGGCCAACCCUGGACUUGGCGGGAAUACCGCGUAUGAAGGUAUUGCGUGCUUUACCAAUGGUCUUGUCCAGCUCCUCACAUGUUCACCGGUUCCGUCGCUGGAGGAGCUUACAGCUUGUUUUCAGAAGUUCGAAGAGGUGCAUCGCCCCAGAGCCGAAUCCAUCGUCAAUAUUCCGGGUAUUAUCACGCGGUACGAAGCUCAGGACACACGGUACUUGAAAGCGGCAUCUCGCUGGUUGAUUCCUUGCGUGAGUGACGUGUGCAAGGCCGAUGCCUAUGUUUCAUCCUUUGCAAAUGCGCCGUACCUCAACUAUCUCCCAAACCCGGAAGUUGGGGUGGAAUCUCCAGCUAAGCUGUGA
Messenger RNA from Lasiodiplodia theobromae, 801 nucleotides. Its product is annotated as Monooxygenase FAD-binding protein. Bases 1 to 801 code for a protein of 266 amino acids. The transcript is spliced from 3 exons. Lineage: Eukaryota; Fungi; Ascomycota; Dothideomycetes; Botryosphaeriales; Botryosphaeriaceae. The record is from RefSeq and is a predicted model, not a curated record.